AUGUCAAUAGAGCUCGAUAAACAUGAUAAACGAAUUAUUCUGAAUGUUGGCGGAUUUAGGUAUGAAACACUUUGUUCAACAUUGAGAGCCUACCCGCAAACGUUGUUAGGUACUAUGUUUCAUGAAAGGAAUAAUGCACUCCUUCAUCCUACCAACGGAAAUGAAUACUUCUUUGACCGAAAUGGGCGAGCAUUCCAUUAUAUCUUGGAAUAUUAUCGUACAGGCGAAAUCGUCUGGCCAAAUGAUGAACCAACACAAUUAUGUGCUUGCACUCAAGUGACAAAGAAAGAACUAUUUAAAGAAUUGGACUAUUUUCAAAUUCCUUUGUCUGUAGUACUUGUUCCAAACAACCUUGAUGAUAAUAAAAUAUUGGCCAUGAAGUUGGAUGAUUUUGUGGAAGCGUUGAGUCAAGCAAUAAUCAUCACCAGACAAAAUUUUCAAUCAGUGCUCAAUUUGUCAUUUUUUAAUAUAAGGUCAUCCAGUUUGAGAAUUUAUGGAAUAAGUUCUUAUGAUUAUAACCGUUAUGAGCAAAAGAUUUGCCUUGACACAUCGGUCGAUAAAUUGUUACGGCCUUAUCUAUUUGUUGGUUAUAAUAUUAUGGAUUUAUUUAGAAGGCAAAUAGAGAACCAUAUUAAAAAUCGUAUGAGUUCAAUAAAGUGGCAUGCAGAAAUAACGUGGGUGGGAUGUUGGCUAAAAAUUACCAAGGAUUUCAAUGUGACGGAAAUUCUUAGAUAUUCCAACAUCGGAAAAUAG
Messenger RNA from Acaulospora morrowiae, 753 nucleotides. The record is from the annotation of a GenBank genome assembly. NCBI's taxonomy places the organism in Eukaryota, Fungi, Glomeromycota, Glomeromycetes, Diversisporales, Acaulosporaceae.